Molecule: messenger RNA, 2641 nt
Organism: Nycticebus coucang (slow loris)
Lineage: Eukaryota; Metazoa; Chordata; Mammalia; Primates; Lorisidae
Gene: ARMC12
Product: armadillo repeat containing 12
Exons: 9
Coding region: 1495-2598 (367 amino acids)
Cellular component (GO): nucleus
Source: RefSeq, a predicted model, not a curated record
GAACCUGUGGGGAGGAUGAGAUUGAGGGCCAAGAACCUACCCGCCCCCCGCAGGGCUGGAGCUAGCUGCAGGCUCACGGCUGCCCCCUCGGGGGCACGGCUUGCUAGAGUGCGGGCACCCCAUCUUCAGCCAGGUGAACUCGCGGGGGCUCCGAAGAGAGCCAGCGUCCGUCGCUGUGAGCGGUCUCCACCCCUCCACCCGCGACGGGUUAGAGUAUCCAGAGAACUCGGGCCCAAAGCUUCCCAGCCCAGGCCCACCCGUUUCCGGGCCGCUCGGGCUCGCUUCGCAUCCUGGGGGGCGGGCGGGAAGGGUGGGAGCCGUAGGAGGCGCGCAGGCGCCGCUGAGCGUGGGAGGGAAAGAGUUAAACUAGGUGCCGGCGCCGGGCGGGGCGGGCGUGGGGGAGGGGAGCGAAGAGAAAGUGAGAGCGGGGGCGGAGGGGGGACGGGAGCGAAAGAACAUCCUGUGCCCGUCGCCGGAUGCGCGCGGGGGGAGGAGGUAGUCCGGGGAGGGAGAGCUCGCUGGGGGGAGGCCCGCGGCGGGGAAAAGGCGCCGCCUCCGCCCCCCGCCCCUCGCCUGGGGCCGGUGGCCCCCUCGGCUCCCGUGAAAAUGUUGCCCUAGAGAUGACUCUGCCUCUGAUCCCUCUGAAUCGCUUGAGGGAUUCAGGUAGAACCAGAAGAACUGAGCUUUUGAUGUAGUAGGGGGAAGUUAGGUUACAGCCAAGAAAGAACUAUCUUUGGAGGUCUUUAAAGAACAGCUCAGGUGCAACCUAGGACCCAGAGCCUUCUGUCCCCAGAGGAGCUCAAAGCCCGGUCCUCAAAGAAUGACAGAACAUGACUCAAGCACUCACUAAGUGCAGGAUUCUGUGCCAGAUGCUAGAGAUGCAGAGCAAUUGCCCUCAAGAGCUUUUGUCAAACAAGUAACCUCCAGAGCAACGUGCAGAUGAUGAAAAGUGGUGGAUUUGUCUUCAGACUCACAUACUUUAUAAGAUGCUCCCCUACUUUUUAUCCUCCAUGGGGAGCAGGGAGCCCUGCCUGAAGAACAAGGCCCACAUGCAAAUCUAUGGUGGAGAGAUUACAGAUUGGAGGACCAGAGAAGGGCUGCCAGUGGGCACACCCCAAAUAACCUUUCCCAAAAGGCUCCAGCCCAGAAAUGGCUUCUGCUGCCCUCUAACGGGGGAGAGGCCUGCUGGAGCCCCACCAAGCUGGGUCCCCUAAAGAUAAGGGGCGGUGUGCCCCUUGCAUUUUUAUUCUCCUGAGGUCUCAUGCUUCAUCUCCAGCAGGCUCUAAAACUCAACUGUCUCUUUUUUCAAGGAUCCCUGACUAUCUAAUUUCCUGACCACCAUACUCCAUCUCAUGGUCUCCUCAGUUUCCUUUGUUGCUUGGGUUCUGAUUCUGGUACCCUGGUUCCUGGCCCUGCCAGAGUUCUGGUUCCGGAAGGCUCCUCUCAGGUACCUUGGGCCUACCUCCCACCUGGGCACAAGUCAAAGCUGAAGACAUGGGCAAGAGCAUCCCCCAAUACCUGAAGCAACUGGACAUCCGCAAAAGUAUAGUGAGCCUGGCUACGGGCGCUGGGGCCGUCUACCUGCUCUACAAGGCCAUCAAGGCUGGCAUGAAAUGCCAACCACCCCUCUGUAGCAACUCGCCCAUCUGUAUCGCCCGUGAGUGUCCGGGCCCUGGGGAGAGGGCUCUACCCGAGGAGGCACCUGCUCCCGAGGCCUCUGAUGUGGGCGGGCCCAAAGGCCUGGCAAUCGAGCGAGAGCGGCACGGGCGGGACUCGGGUGAGCUCCGGAGGCUCCUCAACUCUUUGGAGUGCAAACACGAUGAGUACGCCAAGAGCAUGAUCCUGCACAGCAUCACUCGCUGUGUGUACUUGCUGGAGGCUGAGGCCUCUGCUUGUACUACCGAUGACAUCAGUUUGAUAGGCUCCAUGCUGGAUGACAAGGACAACAGUGUCAAAAUCCAAGCUCUGAACACACUUAAAGCUUUUUCUGGCAUCAGAAAAUUCAGGCUCAAAAUCCAGGAACUCUCCAUCAAGAUAUUGGAACUGAUCUCUACCAUCUGGGACACGGAGCUGCACAUUGCGGGCCUCAGACUCCUCAACAACCUUCCACUACCCGACUACGUGCAUCCACAACUGCGACGGGUGAUGCCUGCCUUGAUGGAGAUCCUGCAGUCAGACUACAUCUUGGCACAGGUGCAAGCCAUACGACUGCUGAGCUACCUGGCACAGAAGAAUGACCUUCUCUAUGAUAUUCUCAACUGCCAGGUGCACUCCAACUUCCUGAAUCUGUUCCAGUCCACACACCCAGGGAGUCUCCUGUUUGAGGUACUGGUAUUUGCUGAGCGACUGAGUGAGGGCCGGAACGCAGCCCACUACCGUGCUGUGAACUGGCAUUACAAUGAACAGUCACUGCAUGAAGCCCUCUUUGGGGACGGGUCACGACUGGCAGACCGUCUGCUUGCCCUGGUCAUCCACCCUGAGGAGGACGUUCAGAUCCAGGCCUGCAAAGUCAUAGUCAGCUUGCAGUGCCCCCAGGACUUGGUAGCCCGGUCCACCUCCUGCCAGCCCAGUUCUUCCUACUUUAAAAACGGGGAAUAAAAUUAAGGAGAGCCAAUAAAUGAGUAUGGGAGAGAAGCUUGAA